AUGCGCUUCUCUGCUUCUGCCGUCGUCGCGGCCCUGCCACUCCUGGCGUCCGCCCAGCAAGAUCCCCUUGGCCAGUACAAGGCGCAGUUCCAGACCUUCAUGGACAAGAUUGGCUCGUAUGUUCCUAACCCGGGUUCGCAUGAUCCCGUGGCGGCGCUGGAGGCCAAGCUGGGCAGCAUGAAGAUGUCGACCUUGACGCUGGAGAACUGGAAGGACACGCUGUACGAGCCUGUUGCUCCGGGGGCUACUGUGCCUACGGAGUGGUGGGUUUUGGUGUCUGGUCGCAACAAGACGUGUUACGGCCACUGCGGCAACGUUGAGCAGGCCUUCAACGAAACGGCCGCCAAGUUCGCCAUCCUCCCUGGCUCUCCGCACAUGGGCAUGCUCAACUGUGACGACCAGCCUAUCCUGUGUAAUGCGUGGUCCGCCGGCGCCGGAACCGUCUGGUCCUUCAACAUGCUUCCUGCCCCCGCGCCCGUGGACAUCUACAAGAAGCGACUGAACCUUACGUCCACCACGUCCGAUGACCUCGUCAAGCUCAGGACUGCCGACAAGGAGAAGGCCGGCUUUGUGCUCCUCGAUUCGUGGUUCCACCCCUUCAACGGCAAGGUCACUGAGCUGGGUCUGUCCGUCCCCUACGGUUACAUCAUGUGGGCAUUUGGCCUCGUCCCCAACUGGCUCUUCAUGUUGAUUGUGUCCUUUGCAAGCCGAAGCAUGAUGGGUAACCGACUUCAGCCUGGUGCUGGUGCACCCGGUGGCGCUGGUCCUCGCGCUGGUGCUCCUGGCCAACGCCGAGCUCAGUAA
Pochonia chlamydosporia 170 is the source of this 804-nucleotide messenger RNA. RefSeq names its product peptidyl-tRNA hydrolase. The coding region runs from base 1 to 804 and encodes 267 amino acids. The transcript has 2 exons. The record is from RefSeq and is a predicted model, not a curated record. Lineage: Eukaryota; Fungi; Ascomycota; Sordariomycetes; Hypocreales; Clavicipitaceae.